CCGCAGACCUAUUGAGAUGCGAACCGAUCGACCGGUAUCUAAGAGAAGUAAAAGUCGUUCUUCUAUCUAUCGUUCAAGGGCAAGGGGAGAACAUGUAGCGGCUUGCCUAGAUCUCGUAUUUCCACGUAGCUCGUCGGUCAAACCAAUGUUCUCUUCUCAAAGUAAUAGAGAGAGUUUUUUCCGGUAUGUAGUGUAGUUCGCGAGCUAGGAGCGCAUCAUCGGGGCAGGGCGAAACGGUCAUCACUUCUGCUUUCUUGUUUUGUGUCCAGUCCGUUGUGUGUCUUUGUUUUAGGCUUAUCUUAUCCGGGGGCUGCUGUUCUGGGACAGAAAGAAAAUGACAGUUUUUGCUGAGAUCUCACAUCGAGAGCAGCUCCUUCUUGUUCAGGGCGAUCUUCCUCCGACUCCGAGGAAUCGGUCAAGCGAAGCGGGAGGCUACCCUUGCCUCGACUCACCUCUCUCUCUAUGAAAACCCCUCCACUGAGGAGAGCAGAAGCUCCAGGAUGAAUAUGUCCUGGAUUCCCGGAUUCAUUCUCGUCCUGAUCCACAUUUCAAUUUUAGGAAUCUACAAAAACAUUAACGGAAAGGGCUCGUAAUGAUCUUUGAGAAGAUCACAAGGUGCGGAAGUGGCUGGAGGGGGGAGGGGGGGAUCCGUAGGUUUUUUGAAAGGGAUGCUCUUAUCAUGCAUGUUAUUGCUGAUAUGAUAAGAAACCGAAUUCCUAUAUUUUGAUGUCGAUUCAUCCACACUUCCAUUCCUUGCAGAGGAAAGCUAACUGCUUGCUGGCUGGGAGCUGUAUGAGCGGUAACGUCCACGUACGGCUCCGUGAGAAGGUGGACAGAAAUGGCCUUGUUGUACCUCACUCCGCGUCUUCAAUGGGGUCUGCUCUUUUUUUUUUGGGAGAGUAUGCCAAUAUGAUCUUAAUGAGGUGCGGGGCUUUGCAUCUGACAUUCGUUGGGCUUCCCUCUGCGAGAGCCAGCGUCCCGGCGUUUUGUGCAAUAAACCCCUCCGGCCGAAGACUAGUGAUAGGUGGUCCGCGGAG
Molecule: messenger RNA, 1037 nt
Organism: Asparagus officinalis (garden asparagus)
Lineage: Eukaryota; Viridiplantae; Streptophyta; Magnoliopsida; Asparagales; Asparagaceae
Source: RefSeq, a predicted model, not a curated record